Trichoderma atroviride IMI 206040 is the source of this 405-nucleotide messenger RNA. The record is from RefSeq and is a predicted model, not a curated record. NCBI's taxonomy places the organism in Eukaryota, Fungi, Ascomycota, Sordariomycetes, Hypocreales, Hypocreaceae.
UCAAACAACACACAAAAUGGCAAUGCGGGAAAUGGCGACUCUGACAAUGCCUGGCCAAACAAUGGAAAUCAAAGCACAAGUGCUAUCCAAACUCCACGAAAACAGCAAAGGCAAGCCGCGAUCAACGCCCAAGACGCUCAACCCGAAUCCCAGCAGCAAGUUGCUGAGCCCUGGCCUAGCCUGAUUGGCAGCACCGCCACAGGUCCCGUCCACGAAAACGCCACACCUACGCCACACCGCUACGGUUUGCGCGCGCGCAGAGCAUCUCGAGGCUCGUUUUCGACUCCCUCGCGUUGUGGCCGCACAGCAUCCCGGCAGACGCUCCAGCAGACGCUCCAGCAGCGCAACAACGGCAACGGCGGCGCGGCAGCAAUUCGGAUCGGCUUCCAGCUCGACUUUGGCGUG